Molecule: messenger RNA, 666 nt
Organism: Acanthosepion pharaonis
Lineage: Eukaryota; Metazoa; Mollusca; Cephalopoda; Sepiida; Sepiidae
Source: the annotation of a GenBank genome assembly
AUGAAAUUUCCUUCUUUUCUUCCUUUUUCUUUCUUUCUUUUUCUUUCUUCCAUUUCUUUUUCCUUCUUUCCUUUCUUUUUCCUUCUUCCAUUUCUUCUUCCUUCUUUUCUUUCUUUUUCCUUCUUCCCUUUCUUUUUCCUUAUUUUCUUUUUCCUUCUUCCCUUUCUUUUUACUUCCUCAUUUUCUUUUUCCUUCCUUUUCUUUCAUUUUCCUUUGUCCCUUUCUUUUUCCUUCUUUUAUUUAUUUUUCCUUCUUCCCUUUCUUUUUUCUUCCAUUUCUUUGCUCUUUUUUUCUUUCUUUUCCUUCUUUUCUUUCUUCUUUUCUUAUCAGCACAAUUUUUUAGAUUUUUUCCUCUUUGAUUUCUUUUACUUUGCAUUUUCUUUGUUUUCUUUUUUCUGCUUUGCUUUCUUAUAUUUUCUUCUUUUUUGCCUUUUUACUUAUUUUUUCCUACUUAUAUAUGAUAUUUGCUUUUUCUUUCUUCUUCAUUUUUUUUUUCUUCUUUGUCUUUUUUCUACUUUCUUUGUUUUCUUUUUCUUUGUCUUUUUCAUUUUUCUUUUCUUUCUGCUUUUUCUUCCAAUUUUUUUGCCUUCUUUUUUCUAUUUUAUUUUUCUUCUCUACUUUCUUUUUCUUUCUAUUUUUCUUUUGAUUUUCCUUUACUUUCUUUGA